AGUGACAGUGACUUUUCUUUAUUGUAAUUUGUUAUCGAUUUUGAUAUUAGUGAUAAAAAUCAAAAUGUCGCAAGCAGCACCUUUAUUAAUCGAAGAAGACAUUGAAAACGGUGGAAAGGAAUACGAAGAAGGUUUAGAAGAUGACUUUGCUUAUCGGAAUAACGUUUUAAAUGCUACGAAAACCAUCAGGUUAGGAUUCAUUCGUAAAGUUUAUGGUUUACUUUCAAUGCAAAUUCUACUGACGUUCAUUAUAGCCAGCAUAUGUUUGUUUACACGGCCUAUUAGGAAUUUCGUCCACACGAACAACUGGAUGAUGAUGUUAUCUUUAAUUGCAAGCAUCGCAAUACUCAUACCUCUACAUUUUAAAAGAAAAGAAUCGCCUGCUAAUUUCAUACUUUUAACAGCGUUUACAGUCGUUCAAGCAUACACAGUCGCUGUUAUAGUAACUUUUUAUUCCCAACUCGUUGUUUUACAAGCAUUACUGUUAACUCUGGUGGUUCUAACAGGAUUGACUUUGUUUACUUUCCAGACUAAACGGGAUUAUUCUGCUCUACAUUCCGGGUUAUUUGCAGGUUUAUGUAUUUUGAUUUUUGGCAGUUUUUUGCAAAUAUUCGUAAUACAAUCGACAGUAUUUGAGCUCGUUAUAUCUUUGGGUGGAGCUUUUAUAUUUUGUUUGUUUAUUAUUGUCGAUACACAGAUGAUUAUGAAAACCUUAUCUCCUGAAGAAUAUAUUCUGGCCACUAUUAAUUUGUAUAUGGAUAUCAUUAAUUUGUUUUUAUAUAUUUUACGUAUUUUGCAAGCCAUGAAUAGACAAUAGGAUCUUGUAUGAACAAAUUUAUUCAAUAAAAUUACAUCUGCAUGCAUUUUAUUUGUUAUUAUGGUUGUGAAAAGUUUAAAUUUUAUUUACAGUUGACUAAAAAUAAACUUAGAUAAACUAAAUUGGGUUUAUAUAAUUCGUAAUGUUCCUAAAAUCUUCCUAACGUCCUUCGAGCGAAAUUUUCAAUUAUUUUUGAGGUUAGAUUUUUAAGAAAAAUCCGUACUUCUCGUGGGUUUAAAUUUCAAACUAAAUCACACGAUUAUUUUGAACAAACACGAUAAUUAAUCUACUAUUAGAUGAAUAAGAAAAUAUUCAAUUUAUUAGGUACGGUGUCUCCAAAAAAGAAAAUUGACAUCUUUUUUACAAUCAAUUUUAAUGAAACGAGUCGCUUUAUAUAAAAAUCUGCAUGAGCUACAACUCAACAUGCAACAAUCAGAUAUUAAUUUUUUAGUAGUAUACGAGGUAUGGUUAAAAAAUAAUGAGUUUCGAUGUUUGAUUUUUCAAAAAUAUUAGAGAAACUUUUGACAUUCUUUCGUAUAUAGUUUGUAAUCAUAAUAAAAACAAGUUAUUUCGGCGAAAUUAUUACUUCGGGUUUUACAAGUAAUUCCAUUGAUCCACUUCUGGUUCGAUUUUUAUAACUGGAUUUAUAAAUUACACGAAAAAACAGUUCUUGAUUGUAAAAACAAAUCACAGAGAAAGACAGGAAAACGAGAAGAUUGAAAGAGAAAAGGAAGAGACGAGAAAAGGGGUGAGGAAAAAAGAGGAACGAGAAAGAGCAAGAAGAAGAGAUUGUUGUUUAAUAUUUUCGAUGAGAAGGAUGGAGUGAAAACUCGUACAGUGAAGACAAAAGAAAAGAGAGAAAUAGGAAAUAUAGAACGGAAAAAGGUAGACAAAGAAAAGAAAUAGACGUAAAGAGUGGGAGAAGUUAAGGGAAAGAAAUAGAAGAUGGAAAGAAAGGUGUAAGUAAGAGAGUAAGAAAUGGGAUAUGAGGAAAAGGGAGAGAGAAGAGAAAAAGAAACGAGGGAAAGAUAUGGAGAAGAAUAGAGGGAGGGAGAGACUGUAGUCUUUGAAUUUUUCAAAUUUCAAAAUAUCAUUGAUAAAAGAGUGGAGGGGAGAAAAGAUGAGAGAGAGACUAAAGGAAAGAUGUGAAAAAAGAAAGAGUACAGAGAAAAGGGAGAAAAAGUAAGGGGAAAGGCGAUAUAAAUUGUG
Diorhabda sublineata is the source of this 2026-nucleotide messenger RNA. Its product is annotated as protein lifeguard 4-like. Gene Ontology annotation, cellular component: membrane. The record is from RefSeq and is a predicted model, not a curated record. Lineage: Eukaryota; Metazoa; Arthropoda; Insecta; Coleoptera; Chrysomelidae. The transcript has a single exon. Gene Ontology annotation, biological process: negative regulation of apoptotic process. The coding region runs from base 65 to 817 and encodes 250 amino acids.